AUUCAAUAACUGCGGACCCCAAACCCCACAUUCCAAUACAGCUUUGAAGCACUACUUUCGAUUCCGUCGAAUAUAUUGCGUCACUCUACUCAUUCUGCUCUCUCUCUCUCUCCACCCGCUCCGAGGAGGAAUCGCUCAGUGAUUCAGGCGUUUCUCGGCCAUGGAGAAUGGAGAUCCGGGGCUGGAAGAUGGGACAAUUGAUGUUGAGGAUCUGCUUGUAGAACCCCCACAAGACGGGCAUCUGUCGAUGGAUAAUGUCAUAUGUUUCGAUGAGAAGAUCGCAAAGAAUGCAAUGGCCAUAGUACCUGUUUCCUGCAGUUCUGGUGGGUCGGAUACUGGUAUUGCUCGGGAAGGGAAAGAUAUUCUAAAUGGAGAAGUACUCAAUGCAAUGCCUAUUGAAGCUGAAGAUGGAUACUUCCGACUAGAGAAUGAUUUUUGUAACAUGGAUGAUGAGUACCUUCUCGGUGUUGAGUUUGCAGAAAGUAUUACAAAUUUGGAUUAUGGUUCAAGUGAAGGUUUGCAGGCUUCAGCCUCAGACUGUCAAAUUCAAGUGUCUACUGAUGGUUCUGACACUGGCUGUAGGUCGGAUCUAUAUAGAGCAGGUGAUUUGCGGAAGUGCCAGACUAAUCAUAAGGCCGAGAGCUCCAAAUUCGGUGGUACUCUUAUUCGCCUUGGGUGUGAAACAUUGGAUGAGGGCAACCCUACAGUUUCACCCAGAUCGUGUAGUUUGCAAAAUUCUGGAAAGUCUCGGAACAGUUCAAGCUCUUCUUUUCUAGAAGUUCUGUCCGAUGAGAAUGACGGAACAUUCUCCCUAGCUGAUAAGAUGUUUUACAGCUCAAAGACUAUAAGAAAUGAUGAAAUUGAGUUGUCGGGCCAAAAUGAUGCUACUAAUGCAAUUGAGGGGCAGCAGAUAGUAGCAACAUCGCCAGUUCAAGAAAGUAGCAGUAAUGUCCUUACACAAAAAAGAUCACGCAAGCCCACACAAAGGUACAUUGAUGGAUUAGCUAACCCCAUUCCAACAUAUUCUAAAAGAAAACGAGAGGCUUCUUCUUCUACCAUCAAGGACAAAUCUCUUGGAGGUAAAGAACGUAGGAAGUGUCAUGUGGGACCUAAAGCAAUUAAAGUACCUCCUGAGGAUCCAGAGGAGUUCUCUGUCAUAGCAAUUCAAGUUCCCUUUGGCUCUUUAGCUAACCAAGAACGUUCAGAGAGUCAAUCAAUUGAUACGGUGCAGCAUGUGGAUUGUAGAAAUCCAGUGACCAAGUCGAAAGGGAAGUAUGCUGCUCUAAACAAUAAAUCCGACAAAUGUGUCCCGGCACUUGAACAUAAGAAAAAAGGUGAUUGUGCAGAAGCUCCAUCAAGAAAAAGAGGUGAUUGCAGCAUGGGUCAGAAAAAAACAGACGUUUUUGUUACAGAAUCUCCAUCAAAGAAAAAGAAUGUCCCUGCAGCAGCCACAAAUCAGAAGAAAAGAAACGACUUAGCCCUUGCUGUAAUUCGGAAAAAAAGGGAUGACUGUUUUACAACAGAGAGUCCAAAAAAGAGGGACGACCGCCGCCUUGCUGUGGUGCAUCACAAGAAAAGAGACGACACUUUAACAGGUGAGAGCUCUGAGGAAGCUAGUGGCCGUAGGAAGCAUCAUAGGCUAUGGACUAUUUCUGAGGUCAGAAAAUUAAUCGAAGGUGUUUCCCAAUACGGAGUUGGUAGAUGGAGUCGAAUAAAGAAGCUCUUCUUUGCUGCAUCCGCUCAUCGCACGUCCGUAGAUCUCAAGGACAAAUGGCGGAAUCUGUUGAAAGCCAGCGGUAUGCAGGAACAACGGAGUCAGCAGGGAGAAAAGAAACGGAAUGUGGCGUGGCGGCCUCUGCCAAAGCCCAUCCUGCGCCGCAUCUGUGAACUGGCGACAAUGCACCCUUAUCCGAAAGGUGAGAGGGGGGCGGUGAAGGCUGCUACGCGCGAUUCGACUAGACGGACAUAACGCUGAGUGACUACAGAGGAAUCCUGAGUAGUGUUAAUGGGAAAUGAGAAAGGCAUAUGUUGUACAUCCUUCACCUAACCAUGGAUGAUGUUUUAUUGAUUUUCAACUGUUUCGGAGUUUUUUGACUGAUUUUUAAACAAUGUUACAACGCUUGCUUCUUACCUAA
Messenger RNA from Salvia splendens (bonfire salvia), 2135 nucleotides. RefSeq names its product telomeric repeat-binding factor 2. The coding region runs from base 161 to 1969 and encodes 602 amino acids. The record is from RefSeq and is a predicted model, not a curated record. NCBI's taxonomy places the organism in Eukaryota, Viridiplantae, Streptophyta, Magnoliopsida, Lamiales, Lamiaceae. The transcript has 8 exons.